AUGACCGCCAACCAACACCACCACCAUCCUAACAACAACUACCAACAACAAGCACCAUCAACAACAGCCUCUUCCUCCUCCAUGUCUCACUCAUCCUCACUCCAUCCUACUACUUCCUCUCAAGAAACAACCGCACAACAACAACUCCAACAAGCCUUUAGCAACAUGCAACCCUUCGGAACGAACACCACCAUAACGACACAACAAGAAUUUGAUGCCAAUGAAAUUAUAAAACAAGCCAUGGAGAAGUGUAAUCGACUCUUUAUGGAUAUGGAAAACUUUGAACAAAAUCUUCGGGCAUGGUCCAACAACAAGAUGAAUGGAUUUCAAAAGGCCGUCAGUGCACAAACUCAAAUGUUUCAGAAUUGUCAAAAUACGAUCAACAACUUGCGAGUCAAAAUUGAGAAGGCCAAUGAAAAGAGGCAAGUGGUGGAGGAGAAUUUAAAACAAAAUUAUGAAAUGGUUGGCCAAUUAGAGCAACAAUUCGAAGAGCGAACUCAAUACAAUGAAGAACUGCCCGAAGUUUUGAAAAAUCGAUUAGCAGAGUUGGAACGAUAUAAACAAGCAGUAGAACAACAACAAGAGAAGAACAGAAAUCUCAAGAAGCUCUACGACGAACACAAUGAAUUAUUGGCAUUGAGGUUACAAAAUUCUUACUUUCAAGAGAAUCUUGGAAUAUACUUUGAGAGAUGCGAACGAAAUGGUGUUCCAAGUUUGAUUGUUUCUUUUAAAAUUCAAGGUAUGGAACGACUUGGUCUCGAACAAUGUCACUUUGUUUUGAGUGUGACAGAUGGCAUUUAUUCCAUACAAGAAUGUGUUCCAUCGGUUUCGAGUGACGACUUGAUAGAAACGCUGAAUCAAACGAACCAAUUUGGACGUUUCAUUGUGUGCUUUAGAAAACGAUUCAAGACCUAUAUUGUUUCACAUUCUAAUCAUUAA
This is a messenger RNA of Naegleria fowleri, 939 nucleotides long. RefSeq lists its product as uncharacterized. Gene Ontology annotation, cellular component: Ndc80 complex. Bases 1 to 939 code for a protein of 312 amino acids. NCBI's taxonomy places the organism in Eukaryota, Heterolobosea, Eutetramitea, Acrasida, Naegleriidae. Gene Ontology annotation, biological process: chromosome segregation. The transcript has a single exon. The record is from RefSeq and is a predicted model, not a curated record.